This is a messenger RNA of Mugil cephalus (flathead mullet), 2846 nucleotides long. RefSeq names its product UBX domain-containing protein 4-like. NCBI's taxonomy places the organism in Eukaryota, Metazoa, Chordata, Actinopteri, Mugiliformes, Mugilidae. Gene Ontology annotation, molecular function: protein binding. Bases 97 to 1638 code for a protein of 513 amino acids. The record is from RefSeq and is a predicted model, not a curated record. The transcript has 13 exons.
GUAAGUACUUCCUGAAGCGUCGUCAUCCCUGUCAGAGGAACGGAGCUGUGCUCUCCGGGUUGAAAACAAGCAGCGUCAACAAACCAUUUCGCAAAGAUGCGUUGGUUUGAGGGCUCGAUUCCCGAUGCCAUUAACAGCGCCAAACAACAGGGCUCCGUCUUUGUUGUUGUUAUUACAGGGGAAGACGAGCAGUCAGGCCAGCUGAUGUCCAGCUGGGAGGAUGGUGAAGUCUCAGAGGCGGCUCUGAACUGCUGUGUUGCCAUCAAAGUUGACGCCAAUAGUGACGCAUGUGCGCAGUUCUCCCAGAUCUAUCCAGUUGUGUGCAUACCCUCCAGCUUCUUCAUUGGCGUCAAUGGGAUCCCUCUGGAGGUCAUUGCUGGAAGCGUUUCUGCAGAAGAACUGAUGAAGAGAAUCAACAGAGUUAAUCAGAUGCACACUCAAGAGAUUGGAAGUGGGGCACUACCAUCAGUUGCAAGUGUGCCUGUUAGGACCGGCCCAUGUAACAACACAGAAGAACCUGCCCCAGCUCCAGCAGCGCACACCGAGUCAGCGUCAGCAGCCACAGAACCUGCAGCAGUGCCAGAAACAGCAAAGGUGGAUAGUAGCAGCUCUUCAGACACAGAGCCUGUUACGGAGAACGCAUCUUCACAUCACACUCAGCCUUCUGAGAAUGACGAGAACCUAGAGGCUAAGGUAGAAAGAUUGACCAAGAAGCUGGAGGAGAGAAGAGAGCAAAAGAAGAAAGGAGAAGAAGAGAGUGAGAUCAAAAAGGAAAUGGAGCGGCGGAAGCUGGGGAAAAACAUGCAGGACUUCAAGAGGAAACAGGAAGAAGACAAGACCAAGCGGCUCCUGGAGGAAAGAAACAGAGAGAAGGCAGAGGAGAAGGCUGCCAGAGAGAGGGUCAAACAGCAGAUUGCCAUGGACCGAGCUGAUAGACAAGCCCGCUAUGCCAAGACCCAGGAAGACGAUAAGGCUGCCAAGCAGGCCCUACUGCAGGCCAGAGAGGAAGAACAGAAGACCAGGAAGGAGGCAUUAGUCAGGGAGAGGAGUACCAUCGCAAGGAUACAGUUCCGCCUCCCAGAUGGCUCGUCCUUCACCAACCAGUUCCCCGCUCUCAGCAGAUUGCAGGAAGUUCAAGACUAUGCUGUUCAGGAAGUGGGAAACCGCUAUGUGAAGUUUACCUUGGCGACUAUGUUCCCUCGGCGAGAGUUCACCAGUGAAGACCUGAACAAGACUCUGCUGGAGCUGGAACUGACUCCAAGUGCUUCUGUUGUGCUUUUGCCAUCUGGUAGGCCGGCAAACACGGUCCAGUCGUCCGGGGGGAAUAUUUGGGCACUUCUGGGCUCGCUCCUCUACCCUCUGCUGGCUGUUUGGAGAUUCCUCAGCUCCUUCCUGUUUUCGAGUCCACCGCCUACUACAGCAGCAGCAGCAUCCAGAGGCCCGUCCCAGGAAUCCGGCUCUGUCAUCAACUCAGCAUCAUCCUCCAACAAAGCAAAGAGAGAAUCACUCUCCAAGCACACUUUAGAGAGUCGGACUAAGGACUUCAAGAAAGAUGGCCAAGUUUGUAGGCUGAGGACUCAGGAGGACAGCGAAGACGACAACAACACCUGGAAUGGGAACUCCACCCAGCAAAUGUAGAGAACUUCAAACCAGUGGAUCUCGCUUCCUUUCGCUGUCCUGCUGUUAAUUUGUUUAGUCUUAGAGAGAGAAGACUUGGGCCGCGUUCAGACCUUGCACUGCUGCUCCGUUUGUGGUUCUGAAACUGCGGCAGAGAUCCAUUACAGACAGCGGCCUUAAAAUAUUCUUCUACGCCCCGAAUGAUAUCGGUGUUUAUUUAUAGAGAGUGCACACAUGAGAUUGGAUCUGAAGAGCUGGCUGGGGACGCAUGUGAAGCUGCAUCAGUGUCAGGUGUGAACACAGGCCACUGGUGAUCAGACGGCCCAGGAUAUUAAUGCAAGGUCUGAACAAGGCCUAAGAUCUCUGCUCCAUUUUCAGCAGUUCUUUCUGUUUCCUUUUUCCUUUUACCGUGUCCUAGACUUACACCCCUGGACUGCUAUACUAUAUUAUUUUGUGUUUAUAAUGGCUGAGAUUGCAGCAGGUUGAAAAUCCUGUGACUAUGAAAGGCAACAACAACAUUUCUUUUGGGUUUUGAUCAUAGCUGAUUAUUCUUUAAUAUAUUCCUACUGGCUGAUGUGAUUAUUUCAAAUUCUGUGCAAGAAACAAACUGAAAGAUUUGACCUGAAGAUCUUGUAAUCUGAACCUCAUCAAGAGGAAUGUACAUGUUUUUCUUUAAGAAAUAUUCCAUCAAAAUGCUUGCAGCUGCUGGAGCUGCUAUAUUUCCGCCAAGAUGGAUGCACACCAGGAGCCCGUAUAGCUCAUCUGUUGAUGGGGUAUACUGUAAGCUGAGGUAACACCUUUAGAAUUUUAACACAAAGCUGGUUAUAUUUGUUUUUCCAAAGUCCUCGAUUGUGUUUUGGUUGUUAAAGAUUGCAUAGUCCUAACCUGAUGCCUGCUCCUUACAGGUGAAUAAACUUCUCCAGGCCAUCAUGUCGGUCACCAAUCAAUCUGUCACUUAGCAUUUGAAAAGCUGAUGGGUUAGAAUGGUUUGAACUAGGACUUGCAUGUGUUAAAAUGCAGCUGCAUGCUGAAUUAGACCAGACUGAUGUGUCAUAAUGAGCCACAGCUAAACUGUGCCUGAGCUUGGCUGCUUACACACAGUUUACCAAGUGACAUUCAGCCAGUCUCCUGUUUGAUCCCACCCCUACCACUCUGCUGUGUUCUUGUGGAGAUGAACACAUGGUAGGGUCUCUUGUUAUUGUCAAAAAUAAAGCAUUUGCUGACCCUCA